Molecule: messenger RNA, 698 nt
Organism: Rhipicephalus sanguineus (brown dog tick)
Lineage: Eukaryota; Metazoa; Arthropoda; Arachnida; Ixodida; Ixodidae
Exons: 3
Coding region: 132-698 (188 amino acids)
Source: RefSeq, a predicted model, not a curated record
GCGCAAUUUCGGUUUCCUCGCUCACGUUCCAGUCAACUCUGUAGCUGACGUCAUUUUAAGACAGCCAAUGAAAAGUCUCUGUCGUUGACAAAACAUGGCGACGCAGCGAUGUUUUUGAGUUUUAGUUGACCAUGGUUCGUAGCAUCAUACUGUUUAGAUUGUGGUGCCGGCAACACCAUAACAUCAUGGACACACAGCGGGCGAUGGCUGACCUUCCCGAACUACAGCGUCGUCUGCUAGAGCGGAGUCGGCUGUUAGGCUUUGAGCCGUACGCCGACGCACCCAUGCGGGUGCGAGACCGGCCAUCGUCAGAGCAAGACAGCAGCAGCGGCGACGACGGUGACGAAGCCUGCGCCGUGGAGGCACCUGUAUCGAGACCACGUGGAAAAACCUGCGCUAGCGGGAGCCCCGACCAUGACCCUCCUGAACCCGAUCGGCUCGGAAAUACGCGCUGGUGUACCUGCGGACAGUGCGUGCCGAUGCCCACCACUCUUGAGAGCAUCUGUUGCCGCGAGAUCCAGGCAGCGAUUCGAAGGCAGCCGUCUGGGUGCGUUACAGAGCACCCGUAUUUUCACACGUUGUGCCUUGACGAGGUAGUGCUCAGCGUAGUCCUUCAAAUGUUUGAAGACCAUGGGCUGCUAGCCGAGGAAACAGGGUUUUUUGUGUCCAAACCGAGACUCCGAAGGACAUUGAGCUGA